This is a messenger RNA of Trifolium pratense (red clover), 2567 nucleotides long. RefSeq names its product 3,9-dihydroxypterocarpan 6A-monooxygenase-like. NCBI's taxonomy places the organism in Eukaryota, Viridiplantae, Streptophyta, Magnoliopsida, Fabales, Fabaceae. The transcript is spliced from 2 exons. Gene Ontology annotation, cellular component: membrane. Gene Ontology annotation, molecular function: oxidoreductase activity, acting on paired donors, with incorporation or reduction of molecular oxygen, NAD(P)H as one donor, and incorporation of one atom of oxygen; iron ion binding; heme binding. Bases 700 to 2265 code for a protein of 521 amino acids. The record is from RefSeq and is a predicted model, not a curated record.
UUUUAGAAUUAUAACAUAAAAAUUAAUUAAGCUUUUAUAAUUCCAAAAGCCACAAAUGUGUGACUGUGUGAAUGCUGCAAAUAUCCUAUCGCAGUCAUUCCAUAUCCAAAUGCCAAACUUAAAGCUAAUUAACUGUUUGAUCUUAGUCGAAUAGCCACCGAUGUCCAAAUGCAUGAAUUCAUGUUUCCCCCGACUGCACGGAAGAAGUACCCACCCCCUCUCACUCACUGUUGGUGUGUGAGAUUUGGAUUUGGCGCAAUUACUGCCUGACACAGUAAUGCAUCUUAACCGCCCGAUCAUAAACUAUAUUCUUGCAGAAUUUAUAGCUGUACAAUUAAAGAAAAGAAUUUCGGUUGACUUCUUUUGGUUGUUGCUUUUUCUGUAUUUAAGCUGAAACGUCCGAUCACAAAUUGACGGCAAAUAUUUAAAACAGCAUGAAACUGCGUAGUUUCUCAACAGCAGAAAAAUAUGUAUAUGAGAAAUAAUAUCAAUUAUGAUAUGCAGCAAAUACUAAAUCUAAUAGUCUAUAGUUUGAUAUUCUCGUACAGGUACAAAUCAGCUAUCAGAUCAUAUAUAUAAGUAGUGCUAUAGCCAAUAGGUAUUCAUUCAUUUACAUACAAAAUACAGUUAAUUAAUGUAUUACACCUAAGUUUAUGUUUCAAGCCAACUAAACCACCUUUUCUUCCAAAAACUUGAAGUAUGGCUGAAAUGCAAUACUAUAUCCAACUUUUUUUAGUUUUGCUACUCUCCACCAUUGCAAUUAUUCGAGCCAUACUUACCAGAAAGAAGAAGAAGAAGAACAACAAGAUUAAUCAUCUUACACCACCAAGAACCCCUCUUGCCUUACCUAUCAUUGGACACUUUUACCUUUUAUCUAAGUUACCAGUUCACCAAAAUUUUCACAACCUUUCAAUUCAAUAUGGACCUAUAAUGAAACUUUUCCUAGGUUAUGUCCCUUGUGUAGUAAUUUCAAGUCCAGAAAUAACAAAGGAGUUUCUUAAAACUCAUGAAACUUCCUUCUCAAAUCGCUUAAUAAAUCAUGUAGUUCACUACUUAUCAUAUGGUUCAAAAGAUUUCAUGUUUGCACCUUAUGGUGACUAUUGGAAAUUCAUGAAAAAAUUAUGCAUGUCAGAACUUCUUGGUGGAAAAACUCUUGAUCAAUUCUGUCCCUUGAGACAACAAGAGACUUUGAGGUUACUUAGAGUUUUGCAUAAGAAAGCGAAAGCCGGUCGGGAGGCGGUUGAUGUUGGUGCCGAGCUCUUGACACUAACUAAUAGAAUUAUGACAAGGAUGACAAUAAGUAGAGCUUGUUGUGAAAAUGAUUGUGAUGUUGAAGAGAUUAGGAAGUUGGUUCAAGAUUCUUCAGAACUUGCAGGGAAGUUUAAUUUGUCUGAUUUUAUUUGGUUUUUUAAGAAUUGGGAUUUGCAGGGAUUUAAUAAAAGGCUAAAAGAGAUGAUGGAGAGGUUUGACACAAUGAUUGAGAGAGUGAUAAGGGAGCAUCAAGAGGAUAUGAUGAAGAAAAGAAAGGAAAAUGGUGAAGGUGCUUAUGUUAAGGAUCUACUUGAUAUUUUGUUGGAAAUUCAAGAGAAUGAGAACUCUGAGAUGAAGUUAACUAGAGAAAAUGUCAAGGCUUUCAUCUUUGACAUGUUUUUAGCAGGAACAGACACAUCUUCUACAACAAUUGAUUGGGCUCUAGCUGAAUUAAUAAACAACUCACAUGUGAUGGAGAAAGUAAGACAAGAGAUUGAUUCACUAACAAGAAAAAGUAGAUUAAUACAAGAAUCCGAUCUUCCGAAUCUUCCAUAUCUUCGAGCUAUACUAAAAGAAACACUAAGAUUACACCCUACAAUACCAUUAAUGGUUAGAGAAUCAUCUAAGAGUUGUAAUGUUAGUGGUUUUGAGAUACCAGCAAAGACUAUUUUAUAUGUUAACUUUUGGUCAAUGGGUAGGAACCCUAAAUUGUGGGAGAAUCCACUUGAGUUUAAGCCAGAAAGGUUUAUGAGUGAAGAGAAUAAGUUUGAUGUGAGGGGACAAAAUUUUCAAUUUAUUCCAUUUGGAACUGGAAUAAGAUUUUGCACUGGUACCUCAUUAGCACUUCAAGUUGUUCCAACAAAUCUUGCUGCAUUGAUUCAAUGUUUUGAAUGGAAGGUUGGUGGUAAUGGAAAAGUUAACAUGGAAGAGAAACCUUCUACUAUCCUUAGAAGGGCUCAUCCUUUGAUGUGUGUCCCUAUUCCUCGUUUUAAUUUAUUUUCUUUUGACGAGUAGACUAUAUGUGCAUGUUUGGAAUUACAAUAAGUUCGAUGAAAUUAUGGUGUCAUUGUGAUUCUAUUAAAGUUUCAAAACGCAACUUUUGUCAAAAUUAAUGUGGUUCACUGUGAUUUCGUCAAACUCAUCACCAAACCAAACAUGCAGUAUAAGUCGUAAUGAUAUUCAUGUAUUAAUAAGUGUGCUUUUUUGAAUGUACUUUUACAUCGUUGGUAUGUACAAAUUAUAUAUUUAUUUUGUAAGUUAUUUUAUAAACUCAAUAAAAUGGUACAAUAUGGAUAGCUUUGAUUGUGAUUAUAAAA